AUGGCGGUAGAUACCAGCUACCUGACCACUCAGGUCAACAACAUCGUCGCCCAGCUCCAUGGUAUUUACGACGAAAUUGGAGUUCCUGCGCGGGAGCGCGAGUCUCGUGAAGCAGAGCUCUUUAGCGCCCUGUCAGAGACCUUGAACAAUCAUCUGAAGGUUGUUGAUGAGGAGAGAGAAGAUAUGACGCAAGAAGCGGAACGUCUCAUUACAGCUAUUCAACAAAUGGAAUCGUCCCUGAGCGAUGAACGGGCCAAUGGCCAAUACGAGCUUAACCGCGACGACCUUCGUGUCACUUACCCACUUAACAAAUGUAUUGCAUUCUUACGCGAGAAGAACGACUCGAUGAGCAAGCUGCAUCGGGAACGCUUUGAGCAGGUUAAGAAACUUGUGGACGCGCUUGAAUCAUACUCCUCUCACCUCGAGCCAUCAUUUGUUAAGCUGGACCUUCCUCCUACUGCACCAGGGUCCUCGAUUCCCCCAAGCUUCGACCUUUCUCCUAUGUAUGUGACCGCAUUGGAUGCCGAAUUCACUCAUGUCUACGAAGAGUACCACCGCCGCAUUGCCAAAGUCCAAUCUGCCUGUGAAGAAAUGAUCAAGCUCUGGGCCGAGCUCGGAACGCCCCAGGCGCAAACAGAUUCCACUAUCGUGAAGUGUUAUCGCGAUUCCCCUGAGCAACUGGGGCUACAUGAAGAUGAUGUCGCCAACCUAAUUUCGAAGCGCAAUAAAUUGGUGGAAGAAAAGAAAAGCCGCGAGCGCAAGAUCAACGACCUCAGAGCUACCGUAAUCUCUCUUUGGGAUCGCUUUGGUGUGGAGGAGGCGGAUCGCAAGGCAUUCCUGGCUGCGAACCGUGGCUGCGGUUUGCGCAUAAUCAACGACCUCGAAGAGGAGUUGACACGCCUCAACGAACUUAAGAGACAGAAUCUCCACCUCUUUGUGGAGGAUGCUCGGUGCCGAUUGCAGGAAUUAUGGGACACUCUUUUCUUCUCCGAAGAGGAAAUGCUCGAUUUCACACCUGCAUUCUCCGAUGUGUGCAGCGAUGCUUUGCUUGAGGCUCACGAGGCCGAGAUUACACGACUGGAAGCUCUUAAGGAGCAGCGCGCUCCUACUCUCGAAAUGAUUGACAGACACCGCACUCUUUUGACAGAUCGCGAGGCACUUGAAACAUCAAGCCAAGAUGCAUCCCGCCUCAUGGGCCGCGGGAACAAGGGAGAGAAGCGUGAUCCUGGAAAGCUCUUGAGGGAGGAGAAGAUGCGCAAGAGAAUCGCCAAAGAAUUGCCAAAACUUGAAGCUGACCUACGGAAGGAGUUGGAAUAUUGGGAAGACGAAUUCGGCCGACCCUUCCUAGUGCACGGAGAGCGAUAUCUUGAUUUGUUGACACCUGUAAAGUCAAUGCUUCCACCACGCUCAAAGACACCAUCUGCAACACCCUCAGCUACCAAAGCAAGCACAAUGAGACAAAACCCACCCGCCCGCCCUGCAAGCUCCAUGAGAGGCCUGCCUCCCCCCCGCUCAGCCACCAAGACUCCCACUAGCAGCGGCCCAGUUAAACACAACACCAUUGGCUACGGUGCCUCUAGAGCCGGUGCCACCUCAAGAGCCGGUGCAACAUCUCCUUCGAAGCUUCCCGCCCGUGUCCCGCUGGGAAACAUGCCCCUUGGAACCAACUCCCCUGAGCGUCGUAUGCAGCCCGGUGCCUACUCGUCUGGUACACUUAAUGGAAAGAUGCAGCCCCCUCGCGGACCUCCCCCACGGAUGCGUGCGUUGACGAUUGAGUCAAGGGAAGACCGAUUCAGCCACCUUAUGGAGCCACCGCGCUGCAAUAGCGCCAUGUCUAGUGCCUAUGUGCGGCCUGUUAGCCCGGAAGACGUUUAUGAUGACCGGCAGCGAUCUUUCAUGAGCACUUCGGGAUUCUCCAACUCUCAAAGAUCUACUGGAUUCUCCCAUUCAUCUCACUCUUCACACUCGUCACUGUCUUUGAACUCUAGCCAAGUGUUCCCACGACCUAACCCUUACCUACACCACGCAGCUCCACCGCCAGCUGCCCGCCAAGUCUCCAACUCCUCUACAGUCAACACAACAACCUCUGGAUCUGAAAAUUGGGAGACUUUCGAGGACGGCUCGGGAUCAGAAGCCGAUCCCAGUGACAUUUACUAUUCCAAACUCCGUGCCGCAAACGGAGGGAAACGAUUUGCACCCGAGGAUGGAUCGGAUCUCACUGGCAAAAAGACCAAGGGUAUUCGCAGUGUCAGUCCAGAAGGUCCGCAUCCCGGGCAGGUCCUGCGCGUUGCUGGCAGUGACACCGAGUGGGCCGAUGACUACGAAACUUAUUAG
Penicillium roqueforti is the source of this 2334-nucleotide messenger RNA. RefSeq names its product putative microtubule associated protein (Ase1). Gene Ontology annotation, biological process: mitotic spindle midzone assembly; microtubule cytoskeleton organization. The record is from RefSeq and is a predicted model, not a curated record. The coding region runs from base 1 to 2334 and encodes 777 amino acids. The transcript has 4 exons. Gene Ontology annotation, cellular component: spindle; mitotic spindle midzone; cytoplasm. Gene Ontology annotation, molecular function: microtubule binding. NCBI's taxonomy places the organism in Eukaryota, Fungi, Ascomycota, Eurotiomycetes, Eurotiales, Aspergillaceae.